Messenger RNA from Staurois parvus, 640 nucleotides. Lineage: Eukaryota; Metazoa; Chordata; Amphibia; Anura; Ranidae. The record is from the annotation of a GenBank genome assembly.
CGGCUUCUACGGAGGGCAAUUACCACCAGUUUACAGCUGGCCUCCGAGAAGAGUCACAGUUCAAUAGCGAUUCCCGCUGUCAGUUCUGGUAUUUUUGGAUUUCCCCUAAAAAUAUGUGUUGAAAACAUAGUGGAAGCUAUACGGGACUACGUAGAGACGCCGGGACAACAGAGCACUUUACAGAGAAUCCAUCUUGUAGACACGAAUGAUGAAACCGUCAAGAUUUUCUCUGAGGCUACAAAGGCCAAAUUUGGUAACCAAAGGAGUGCUAUGCCAUCUACAGCAAUGGCACCCCCAGCCGGUCACAAGAGCGGCACAGAACCCACCAGCACCGGUGAAUAGAGGUAAUGACAACACUGUGGUGACCAAGGAAGGACUGAAGAUCAAGCUGCUUCAGAAGAACAUUGAGGACUGUUCGACGGAUGUCAUUGUGAACAGUGUAGGAGCCGAUCUGAACCUGAAUAUUGGUGCCGUAUCCAAAGCCUUGCUGAGGCGGGCAGGAUCCAAUAUGCAGCAACUCCUGAACAAUGCGAAUCUCGGCACUCUGGGGGCCCCAGGAUCCGUGUUCAGCACCAGCAGCUGCAAUCUCAACUGUCAAGAGGUUCUUCAUGUUGUGGCUCCUCAAUGGGACAGCGGACAA